Vanessa atalanta (red admiral) is the source of this 981-nucleotide messenger RNA. It is a transcript of the gene AST-C, whose product is annotated as allatostatin. The coding region runs from base 104 to 487 and encodes 127 amino acids. The transcript has 4 exons. NCBI's taxonomy places the organism in Eukaryota, Metazoa, Arthropoda, Insecta, Lepidoptera, Nymphalidae. The record is from RefSeq and is a predicted model, not a curated record.
UCACGCAGAGGGUUGCAACUUUCCUGAACACAAAGUUUGUCUCAACGACGUUUUGAAUAUUGCUCCAGAGCCUUUAAGACCUCAAGAGCUACCGGACGCUACAAUGAACUCCAGCGCACACACGACUCUAAUGAUCAUCAUCGGUUUCCUGGCUGUGCUGCUGAUGACCGUCGUCGCAGCUCCUAUGGAACCGGAUGAAGAUCGAUCGGACAAUGCAUUGGUAGCUCGACCGGAAGACGUUGCAGAUAUGGCCGUACAGUGGGAUGCUCUGAAUACUGCUGCACUGCGCAAACUCCUACUGCAAUUGGAUGCCGAUGACAGGUUGGGCAUGGGAGCCAGAGUUAGUCGUUCUUGGCCGCAGACGGAGCCACGUGGUUGGGGACUGCGAGCGAUGGACGGCAGGAUCGCCAGGCAAUGGCGCGCCGACAAGAGACAGGUCCGCUUCCGACAAUGCUACUUCAACCCGAUCUCUUGCUUCCGCAAGUGAGCUACCGGAAACAAUGACCCAUAUCUCCUAUAUAGCUAUUUGUAAACUACGAAAUAUUUGUCACACGUUUACAUAAUUGAUACGAUGUUAUUAAACUCUAUUUUUGCUGUUUUAUGAACAAUUAAUGUUAAUUGUUAUUGAAUACCUAGUCAAAUUUAUUAUAUGUCAAUCUUAGUAUAUUUUCGAACAGGCCUAGUGAAAAAACGAAAUUCAUCUGAAAUUCGUCUAUUUUGUAGCGUUUUAAAUAUACAAUUCUCAUGAUGGAAUAAAAAAGUGUACGCUGUUCCAUUUCCGGGUACCCUUUGUAAACGAUUUCAAUACAUUCUUAUUAUAAUAAAUUAUGAGUAAAAUGUCGUGUUGAAUACAUUUUCCUGCUUUUUAUAUUUAUCAGAAACUCUUUUGCAAAUUAGAAUUUACAUAUAAGAAUAAAUGUUUAGAUUAUUAGAUUAAUAGCAAAAAUAUUUUUACAAAAUUUUAAAUAUUUCAAAAUCAUU